CUCUCCUUUGAACCACUCAACUUUUCACAGCUGGAGAAGAAUGAGCCCAGGAAAUCACUCUGCCUUAUUUGUCCUUGAGGGGUUAACAGACCAGCCAGGGCUCCAGAUCCCACUCUUUUCUCUGUUUCUAUUGAUCUAUGUGGUCUCCAUGGUGGGAAACUUGGGUUUAGUCUUUUUAAUCAGGAUUAGCUCUCAGCUUCACACACCCAUGUAUUAUUUUCUCAGUAACUUGUCCUUCAUAGAUCUCUGCUACUCCUCUGUUAUAAUACCAAAGAUGCUGGUGAACUUUGUAUCAGAGAAGAAUUCCACAUCCAUUCCUGAAUGCAUGGCCCAGCUGUUUCUGUUCUCUUUCUUCGGCAUUGAUGACUCUUACAUGCUAACAGUCAUGGCCUAUGACCGCUAUGUUGCCAUUUGCAACCCCUUGCUCUACAAUGUCAUCAUGUCUCACACAGUCUGUGUGCUACUGUCCACUGCUGUAUAUGCUAUGGGGGCCUUUGGGGCCACGGUCCAUACCAGCUACAUAUCCAGCCGUUCCUUCUGUGGAACUAAUAUCAUUCACCAUUACUUCUGUGACAUCCUCCCUCUUCUGAAUAUAGCUUGCUCAAGAGACUAUACCAAGGAGUUUUGGGUGAUGAUACUGGUUGGAUUUAAUGUAUUUGCAAGUGUGUUUGCCAUCAUCAUCUCUUAUGCCUUCAUCCUUGCCAGCAUCCUGAGAAUACGUUCAGCCGACGGCAGAUCCAAAGCCUUUAGCACCUGCAGUUCCCAUCUUGCAGCUGUUGGAAUCUUCUAUGGCUCCAUCAUCUUCAUGUAUUUUAAACCAUCUACAGGUGACACAACCCAGGGAAAAGUGGCUUCUGUCUUUUACACCACAGUGAUUCCCAUGCUUAACCCCCUUAUAUACAGCCUUAGGAACAAAGAUGUCAAAGACGCCAUAAAAAAACUUGUGAAUGGUGGGAUAUUCUCUCAGUCUGUAUAGAAAACAGCACCUUUAAGCUAGCAAUUUAAACAUUCAUUUUGUCCUUUAAAUUGUCUUGCAUGUAAGAAUACUAUUUCAAGUUGAAGGGUCA
Messenger RNA from Peromyscus maniculatus bairdii (prairie deer mouse), 1067 nucleotides. Its product is annotated as olfactory receptor 8D1-like. Gene Ontology annotation, cellular component: membrane. Gene Ontology annotation, molecular function: G protein-coupled receptor activity; olfactory receptor activity. NCBI's taxonomy places the organism in Eukaryota, Metazoa, Chordata, Mammalia, Rodentia, Cricetidae. The record is from RefSeq and is a predicted model, not a curated record. Gene Ontology annotation, biological process: G protein-coupled receptor signaling pathway.